This is a messenger RNA of Vombatus ursinus (common wombat), 2117 nucleotides long. RefSeq names its product transmembrane protein 232 (gene TMEM232). The record is from RefSeq and is a predicted model, not a curated record. The coding region runs from base 69 to 2117 and encodes 682 amino acids. Lineage: Eukaryota; Metazoa; Chordata; Mammalia; Diprotodontia; Vombatidae. The transcript is spliced from 14 exons.
CGGCGUCCUUGGCAACCAGGUUUGGCGCUCGUGAAUGGGAACCCCCAGCAGGUUGAUUACCUGAGAAUAUGCCUAUUACCAGGGUGCCUGUUAUAAACAGAUUUGGAGUAAUAUCGACCUCUUACCAUGAAGAGCUUUUGAAACGUAGUUCAGAAAAUGUAACUGAAGUAAAUAUUAAAAAGCCAAGAAAACCUCUGUUAAUCACAAAAGAGUUCAUCAAGAAAUUCAAUAACACCGAAAAUCCACAGGAUAAGAAGUUCUUACAGGACCAGGCUAUAAAAAUGCUAUUUAGAUGCAAGAGAAGAUUAGGACUCAGCAGCCUGGGUGUGGGUAGUCAUGUAGAUCUUCCUGCUGCAUGGACUGAGGCAAUUUAUUUAGCGCAGUGCAAAGGAGAAAUCCAGGAAGAAGCCCUAAAUAUGCUUUGUGCUUCUUUGGAUCACGCCUCCUUGAACUGCAGUCACCUGACAACACUAUUUUUCAUUGCUGAAUCAGUUUUGUAUAGAAUCUGCUGUGAUGCAUCCCAGAAAUCAUAUUUAUAUUCAAGUGAAAUAAAAUUGACAAAGAUUGGAUUUUUGACAUUUUUACGGCUCUCUGUUUAUCACCUGUAUGGUAAUCUGGAAGGUUUUGAAGAACAGUUAAUCAGACUUCAACCAUAUUUAUAUGCACUUUGUUUUUGUGAAGUCACCUACUAUAAGUAUCCCAACAUCUUUUCAAGUAUGGCUUUCAUACAGAAGACUGGUGAAGUCAUUUGCAGUCCAAAAAGGUUAUCUGUAGACCCUAAUACAAAGCAGAAUCUGGAUUUUCCUGGCAUGAGACACAAAUCUAAGCCUUAUUCAAAAAAACAGGAAGUGAGUCACCUUCUUUGGCAUUGCAUUGUUGUUUGGUCUUGUGUACAGAACCAUAGGUCUCAGUUAAAUGAAGUACUUGAACAUCUCCUCGUACAUAAAGAACAGCUUCAGAAAAAAUUCUGGUUGGAUUCAAUCCUUGGUUUGUUUAUCCUUGGAGAUGCUGCAAAAUUAAACACCUCCUGCUUGAAGGUUUUACUGAGUCUUGGGAAAUAUUUUAUUUCGAGUUGUAUGCCUCCUCAGAAGCAGGAAGAAAACAAGGAUAAUGACUCUUCAUGGGAGUGGAUUAUAGCCUACAUGUAUACAACUAUUCUUGGAGACAUUUGUCUGCAUGCAACUACAUCCAGUUUACGGAAAAUUGCUUUCAUGGGCUUCAGUGACUGUGACAAACUCUCAGAAUGUCUAGAACUAAGGACUACAAAAUCAACAGAACGUGUGGAAUUAAAGACAGCAAGUUUUUUAGACCUUUUAAAGUAUUUCUCUUCACAAAUAUCAGAUAACUGUUGUCAAAUGAACUGGACUGUUUACUAUGGCUUAGUAUACAAUCUAGUGAAAAUGACCAGAGAACUCUAUGAAGAUGAGAGGCAAGAUGGACUAAGAAAUUUAUUGUGGAAAACCUUACAGAGAAUAAAAGAUGAUGAGAAAGAUAAGCGGAUCUUGAGCGCUAUAGAUAUAGCUGAGGCUGAGCUAAAAGACACCAUCAAUCCUUUCAUUUGUUCAAAUAUAAAAGCUGAAAGGAACCAAACUUUCUUCCAAUAUGUAGGAUCUAGACUUGCCCAGGCACUUUCUAAACUGUUUUUACCACCUAUUGGCCCAUGUAGUCUUCUUCUAAAGAGACAUGGAAAGGAGCAAAAGCAGAUGAAGUAUCAAACACCAGAACAAAACCAGAUAGAGAAGAAAGUUAUACACAUAUUCUUCAGGGAAAAAUAUCCAGAAAAAGAAAUAGUCCGUCCCUAUCCAGAUAUCGUUACCUGUGCAGAUAUGGCAUUGAGAACUAUUGUUGAAAAGCAGUGGGAGAAGGACCAGCAGAUUAGACUUCAGGAAGAAGAGAUACUUCAGGCCCAAGAAAGAAAACAAAAAAGAAAAGAGGAGCUAGAGAGCUAUCGAGCAAUGAUGAAAAGAAGGGAAGAAAAAAUACACAAGACAACCAAACCCUAUGAACUACCUUGGCAGACGCCAUCUGAAGAAUCUGAAGCAAUGACUGGUAGUAGUUCAUCAAAUGAUUCAAGAGAGGAAGAGGUAUACAGUAUAAGAAAACUUUACUGUAAUUGA